Messenger RNA from Amorphotheca resinae ATCC 22711, 1048 nucleotides. RefSeq lists its product as hypothetical. Gene Ontology annotation, molecular function: catalytic activity. The coding region runs from base 168 to 974 and encodes 268 amino acids. The record is from RefSeq and is a predicted model, not a curated record. The transcript has 2 exons. Lineage: Eukaryota; Fungi; Ascomycota; Leotiomycetes; Helotiales; Amorphothecaceae.
ACAGAACAACGACCAGAAACCAUAUGAUACUUCUCCAAUCCAUCUCACGCUCUUCUCCUGUCAAAGUACUAUCACGUGUCCGAGGAAAAGGAAUCUGGAAGCCAAUAUCAGAUUCCUCUAAGUUCUAUCGCAAGUAUCCCCAGUAUCAUAGCACAGCACCGUGCAAAAUGCCUUCCGUCAACAUCAACGGCAAGUCCAUCUUCUACACGGACAGCCCUCAAGAAGACAAUGGAUCUCCCAGGGUGACCACGGUGCUCAUCCACGGUCUGGGCUCCUCCUCGUGCUUCUACCACCCCAUCAUCCCCAAGCUACAGCCCGUCUCCCGCUGCUUAGCUCUCGACACUCCGGGCUCCGGGCUCUCAACCCUCGGAGCCACAGAGCAGAGCAUAACCACCAUCGCCGACGACAUCCUGGCGUUCCUCGACGCUGUGGAUGUCAAGGGUGAGGUCGUCGUCGUCGGCCACUCUAUGGGCGGCAUCCUGGCCAGUCGUCUCGCUGCCACGAAGCCGGAGCGCGUCCGCGGCGUCGUCCUCGUCGGCCCUGUGAACCCCAGCGCUGGGGCCGCGAAAGCAUUCGAGGAUCGGAUUGCUGCUGUGAAGAAAGAUGGACUUGAGAAUCUAGCAGCGACCAUUCCCAGCGCCGCUACAGGACAGAAAGCCGGUCCUCUGCAGCGCGCAUUCGUGCGCGCUCUGAUCCUAGGCACUUCACCAGAGGGCUACAUCUCCCUGUGCAACGUGAUCGCCAAGGCCGAGAGGCCAGACUACGAGACCAUCAAGGCGCCGGUCUUGCUCCUCGCGGGCGGGGACGACAAGACGUCGCCUAUCACCGGCUGCGAGGCUAUCCUGGAAGCGUACGGGACGAGCAAGGAGAAGAAGGAACUUAAGCUGUUGGAGGGCGUCGGCCAUUGGCAUUGUGUAGAGGCGCCGGAAGAGGUGGGACGUCUCGCGGCGCAGUUUAUCAAAAGUAUUGCGUGAGCUGUAGAUUUAUGAAAUAUGUAUCAGACUUACUUCCCUACCUUACCUUGCUUCUAUAUCCACUUUGACCUCCU